This is a messenger RNA of Oncorhynchus keta (chum salmon), 4929 nucleotides long. Its product is annotated as neurabin-1-like. The record is from RefSeq and is a predicted model, not a curated record. NCBI's taxonomy places the organism in Eukaryota, Metazoa, Chordata, Actinopteri, Salmoniformes, Salmonidae. Gene Ontology annotation, molecular function: actin filament binding. The transcript has 19 exons. Bases 467 to 4000 code for a protein of 1177 amino acids. Gene Ontology annotation, cellular component: actin cytoskeleton; cytoplasm; dendrite. Gene Ontology annotation, biological process: calcium-mediated signaling; actin filament organization; neuron projection development.
UAGUUGAUUAAGAUAUAUAAGAUGUUUUCACAUCCAGUUGCGCACCCUUCAUUGAGAUGGAAUAUUUAAUAGCGUCGGCUCCCACAUUGUGCACACGGCAGCAUCACCCAUUGCCUGCAAUGGCGUUGUUUAGCGGUGUGUAGACCACGGCUUGUGUGUCAAAGUGUCAAUAGGGCGACAAAAUACUGGACUAUCGACGGGCUUGAAUGGAAAUGUCGUAUUGGAGGGGAUUUAUAACGAUAGCAGAGUAUUUCAUGUGAAUUUUUACUGGACUAUUUUAUGUCACGGUCAUUCAUCACAUGAAUCAAUGAACGAACGUGUCCAUGGCCCCUAAUGAAGUGUGAAAUCAAAUCACAGUGACAAUCACACAGGCAGGAAACUCGCUGGAUACUACAGUAGUAUAUGUGAGAUGAAGGCCCAGCGAUGCUGCUGAGAUCCCCUCCGCCUCCUCAUCUCUGACACCAUCAUGCUGAAGACGGAGGCCUCAGGGGAGAGGAGCAAUCUCCGGAGCGCCUCUCCCCACCGCAACGCCUACAGGACAGAGUUCCAGGCCCUAAAGAAGGCCUUCGACCAGCCAACCCGGCAGGACAGCAAGGAGCCCCAGCUCAAGGACACUGAGCGGGUCACCCAGCGCCGGGGACGACAGUAUGGUGCCCACGUUAGCCGCAUCAAGGACAUGUUCAUGCAGAUGCAGGGCACAGAGAGCUCCAGUACCUCCACCAGGCGGGAAGACCCGUCGCCUCAGAAGAUGACCAAGCCCACCAACUUCAUCAACAAGGUUGAUGGCUCAGUCAUCAAGCUCACGCAGCACCCUAUAGCAGACCGAACCAGCGCAGGGUCAAAGGUCGUAGAGGCCAGGAAGCUGUUUGAGCAGCAGUCACGUGAUGCGUCCCAAUCGCCUGUCUACUCCUAUGGCCGGGAGAAGAGGGGUUCCCAUGAGCACCUGGAUGACUGGCGAGGGUCGCGCUCCAACAGGGGCAGCACAGACUCCCUGGAUUCACAGUGUUCCAGGACGGAAGCCCAGUCGCCCACCGUGAGCCAGCUGAGCGCUGUGUUUGAGAACGUCGACCACCAGGGAGGGGGAGGAGGGGGCCCAUUCCGGCGAGGACGGGCACUCUACUCCCCUGAUAACUUCCACCGGCACGGCGACCUCAGCGAAGAUGACUCGCGCCAAUCCCCGGUGCGUGGUGGAGGGUACAGGAACCGCGUGGGGGGCAAACUUCCCGUGUCCUCAUCCUCAGAAGACCUCCUCAGCCCUAGCCCGCUGUCGGAGACGGUGGAGCUAAAACCCUUCCUGCAUGAGGAGGAGCCCCAGGAGAGAGAGGAGACAGCAGGGGAGUUAGGACAGAGGGACAGAGAGAGACAUCCCGUAAGGGCCACCACCAACGGAGGGGAAGUGAACGGAUCGUAUGAGGAGAAGCAGGUGGAGGAAACCGACACCUCCAGAGAGACGUCGGGAGUCUGCACAGACUCAAGGCCCACAAAUGAUGCCACCGUCAGGGACAAGACUUCCGAGGACACCUAUGAUACCCCAGCUACCCCAGCCCAGGAUGAAGCCCAGGAUGAGGCAGAAGCCCGUGGGGUGGAGGUGGAGAAUGCCUCCUCCAGGCCCAGGGUCUUUCCAGAGGACCAGGCAGAAGAGCCCAAUGAGGAAUACAGUGGGAACGAGAGGGUGAUUUUUAACGCGGACGGAGACGCUUGCUACCAGGGAUGGGGGGAGAGCUGUACUGACCCUGAGGAUGACCUUUACGGUGAUGAUGACGUCAUCUAUGACCCUGGGAAUGAUCUUACUGAGAUCCCUGGUCUACCAGAGGAAGAGAAGGAGGAUAUCCCUCCGAAGAGGAAACUACGAUUCAGCACCAAACCCAUGAUGGUGUUCAACACCUACUGUAACGAGGACUAUGACAGGAGGAAUGAGGAGGUGGACCCGGUGGCCUCGUCAGCAGAGUACGAGCUGGAGAAGAGGGUGGAGAAACUGGAGCUGUUCCCUGUAGAGCUGGAGAAAGAUGACGAUGGCCUUGGUAUCAGUAUCAUAGGAAUGGGAGUGGGUGCUGACGCCGGUCUGGAGAAACUUGGCAUCUUCGUCAAGACUGUCAUCGAGGGCGGGGCAGCUGAGAGAGAUGACAGUAUGUUGUGUCGUAGGAUCAAGGUGAACGACCAGAUCGUGGAGGUGGACGGCACCAGUCUGGUGGGGGUGACACAGAGCUUCGCUGCCUCCGUCCUGAGGAACACCCAGGGAGUGGUUAGGUUUGUGAUUGGUCGAGAGCGUCCGGGUCAGGUGAGCGAGGUGGCUGCUCUGAUCCAACAGACUCUGGAGCAGGAGAGGAGACAGAGAGAGUUGCUGGAGCAGCAGUAUGCCCAGUAUGACGCUGAUGACGAUGAGACUGGGGAGUACGCCACUGAUGAGGAGGAGGAGGAGGCGGGGCCGGCCGCAGACGGUGGGGGGGAAGAGGAAGGUGACGGGGAGAAGAGCAUCGAGGUGUUCGAUUUGCCAGAAACAGAUGACAUCAUUUCCCCCUCAGAGUUGGACGCUACCAAACUCUACCAGACAUUCAGAGAGCUGCAGAUCAAGCACACUGUCACCGAGGCAGAGAUACAGAAGCUCAAAAACAAGCUUGCUGUGGUGGAGAGGGAUAAGGCGCGCUGGGAGAAGGAGAAGAGCCAGCUGAAGGCCAGCAUGGAGGAGAACAAGGAGAGGAUGCUGAAGCUGGAGAGUUACUGGAUCGAGGCCCAGACCCUGUGCCACACGGUCAACGAGCACCUGAAGGAGGCCCAGUGCCAGUACACCACCCUAGAGAAGAAGUACAACAAGGCCAAGAAACUCAUCAAGGACUUCCAGCAGAAAGAGGUGGAGUUUGUCCAGAAGGAGGAAGCAGAGAGGAAGAGGCUGGAGGAUACAGAGAAGGUCCACCUGGAGGAGAUUCAGGGACUGCAAGUCAGGAUUGCAGCCCUGGAGUCUGAGCUGAUGCAACUGAUGAAACAAAAUGGCAUCCAGAUGAACAACAACAACAACAGCGCCCAACAGCAGAGUCCUGGGAUGGCCGGCCCUGCAAGAGAGCUGAGUGAGGUGGUUCCCCACGCUGGAAGUAGACAGAGACUCUCCAGAGGACUACUACAGGACAGCAUUAGCUCUACAGAGGAAGAGGCAUCAGAGGGCCCUGGCAAUACUUGUUCAUCCAUGUGGAGUGCAGCCUCCAGUACUGUGGAUGAAUGCAGAGCCUCCAGGGCCCCUGGCAGUGCUGAGGGCUCCCCCAGACACACCCUCCUCCAGCAGGCAGCAGACAACACCGGGUCUCAGUCUCCUGUGGUGUCCAGCCCCUCUCUCAGCCUGGACGAGAAGAUCACCAGGAGCGGUCUGGACCCACUGACACGAAGCAAAGGGAAGGACCCCAGAAGCUCACCAGGAAACAGUUCUACAGAGCCCUCCGCUGAGAAUUGCCCAGAGAGGCUCAAGGCCAAGGUUCCUGUGGUGAAGGAUGAUCUGAGUGUCAGCAGUAGCAGCUCAGUGGAGGUCAGUGGUCUGCUGACUGAAGCCAAGAUGUCCAAUCGCUCACACACCCUGGUGCUCUCCUCAGACGAGAGUCUGGAUAUGAUAGAUGAGGAGAUCCUAGAUGGGGGCCAGUGCCCCAAGCAGCACCAGUGGCAGAACCUCAUUGUGACAGAGUGGACCUCCCAGCAGGUGUCCCGCUGGCUCAUGGGACUAAACCUGGAGCAGUAUAUCCCAGAUUUCAUGGCCAAGAACGUAGACGGAGACCAGCUACUGCAGCUGGACAGUACUGAGCUCAAGACCCUUGGCGUUGCCUCCUCCCAGGACCGGGCUCUGAUCAAGAAGAAGGCAAAGGACCUCAAGGUCCUGAUGGAGAAGGCUCGGAGGAACCGGGAGAAACUGGACAAACAGCGAGAGAAGCUCCGUAAGAAAGAGCUGGAGCAGCAACAGAAACAGGCCCACAAACCCAGCAGCAAGGGCCACUCCGAGACAGCAGAAGGCGCAGCAAAGUAACCCCCGGCUUUAAGACCUACCUCUCCUUGUCUGUCUACCAACAACCACUACAAAGUAGCGUCUCCAGGGAUAGAAACAGUCACCAGAACCACUGACCUAAAAUACCAGAUGUGUUAUGUGAUAUGUCAAUUGAUAUAACCAGAGAUACUUUUAAGGAGGAGAUGGGGCAACUCCAGUGGAAUCGUAUUAAUGCUCAUUGUGUACGUUGCCCAUGUGUCGUCAAUGGGCCCGCGGUGCAUUCUCGGGGCGAUUCUGGGACAAGGAGAGCUCAAUUGGGUGCUGGGUCAAAAACCCAACAUUACAAAUAUUUUCCCGAGAUGUGAGAUAAUUAACUUGUUCUGUGUAAUAUCGUACAGCUUUGGAAUCGUGACAUUACCUACUUUUGAGGAAGAUAUGCAGGUUUCUCGAUUCAUACCCUGACUUUGAGAAUUGCGUGACGAUUUGCUUAGCAACAGCGUGAUGCAGCAUGACAACGUGAAUGCGAUUGAUUAACAGAUUAACGUUCCUCCAUUCAUAGCCCAAUGCGAUUCCCAUCUCCUCCUUUCUGUAAUAUCUCUAGUAUAACACCUAACAGGGCUUGAGUUCAGGCUGUGGAGUUCAGUGCACUACUAUUGGAGGCUGUAGCGCUGGAGGCCAUCACGCUACUGUACCACCGAACAAAUACCAAAAUGACCAGACAGUUGGAUAGUAAAGAUGCUGCCCACCCACCUGCCUACCUUUCAUCUCAUUGUACAUCCUCGUAGUGCAGCAUUUCCCAAACUCAGUCCUACGGAUCCCACGGUGUGCACGUUUUGUUUUUUGCCCUAACACUACACAGCUGAUUCCAAUGAUCAAAGCUUGAUGAUUAGUUGAAACCAAAACGUGCACCCCUUGGGGUCCUGAGGACCAUGUUUUGGAAACCCUGUCAUAGUGUUUCCAAACCUCCACCU